This is a messenger RNA of Paramecium sonneborni, 1818 nucleotides long. The record is from the annotation of a GenBank genome assembly. Lineage: Eukaryota; Ciliophora; Oligohymenophorea; Peniculida; Parameciidae.
AUAAAUAAUGUGUACAAAAAAAAUAGGAGCUUACCAAAUGGAUUUGACAACAAAACUUGGUAGAGGAGCCUAUGGAGAUGUAUAUCUUGGCUAAGAUUUGAAGAGUGGACUUUUGAUUGCUAUCAAAUAAAUAGCAUUGCCUAACAAAGAUGAAAAAGAAGUGGAAAAAGCUUUAAACAUGGCUAAUAAUGAAAUCUCUAUUAUGAGAACCAUUUAAGAUAAAAAUGUUGUCAAAUUCGUUGACAUGGUAAGAACACAAAACAAUCUAUAUCUCAUCAUGGAAUAUUGCAAUGGAGGCAGUUUAGACAAAUAUAUAUGUUAAAAAUGUCGAAAAGAUGAAAGGUACUUAGCUGAAAAAGAAGCAAAAAUCAUAAUGAAAUAAAUAGUAUUAGGUUAUAAAGCAUUAUAUAAAUGCAAUAUUGUACAUCGGGAUCUGAAGUCAGCCAAUAUAUUGAUACAUGAUGGAGUAGUAAAAAUUGCAGAUUUUGGAUUUAGUAAAUUUCUUGAGAAAACAGAUGAAUAGUUGCUAUACACAUAUGCAGGAAGUCCUUUGUAUAUGGCACCUUAAAUUUUAUAAUAAAAAUAAUAUACCAACAAAGCUGAUGUUUGGUCUAUGGGCAUUAUUUUUUAUGAAAUACUUUUUGGUAAACUUCCUUGGCAUUCUAUUACUAUUCCAGAUUUAAUCAAUAAAAUAUAAAAUGAAGAAUUAAAUAUUCCACAACUUCCAGUUGUCUCAGAUUUAAUGAAGGAAUUAAUCAGAAAAAUGUUAUAAAAAGAAGAAAUUGAUAGAAUUUGUUGGAAAGAUGUUCAAAAUCAUGCUUAUUUUAAUGAAGGUAUGGAGUUCGAAUUUUUAACUAAUCUACGAAAUUCUUAUAAUGAAAUCGAAGAAGAAACAGAUGAUCUAAAAAAAUCAAAUGCAAAAAAAAACAUUUAUUUUCAAUAACAAAAUGUCGUUUAACAUGUUUUUCAUGCUUAACAAAUCUAAGAGCAAAUUUAGAAUGCUUGUCCUGGAAUUAUUGAAGCUAAACAAGAAAUUAAAUUAGAAAAACAUAAGAAAAAUAAAAACUUAGAUUAAAUGUAUAAGAAAUAAAAGGAAAAAGUAUCGAUUUAAUAAUAGAUGCAAAUUAUUUCAGAUUGGGUUGUACAUCGUAAAAAUAAAUCAGCCUUUCUCAGUUCUAUUAAUUCUUAGUUAUAUGAUCAAUAUUAAUCAAGUAAAUAUUAAGAAUUAUAUUUUAAGAUUUGAAAAAUGUAUUAAAUGAACAACUAUUCUGGGGAUUUUUAUUUCUACUGACUAAAUAUCAAAAUAGCAUUCUUUUCAAGAUGAAAUGUAGACUCUAGAGUGGAAGAUUAGAUCCUAAUAAUCAAAGAUUUCCCAACGAAGAUUGGAAAAAGUUUUGUAAAUCCAAAGAAGGACAAACUUCUUUAAAAGUUAUUGAACAUGAUUUUCAAGUUAUUAAUCAAUUUUGGGACUCCAUCAUCCCUGAAACUCUGAAAUCACUACAAGGCACUUAAGAUUAACUUCUGUUAAGCAUCUUAAAAGUAUGUAAUAAGAAUCAAAUUGAAAAAUAAUCUUUUGAUAUUAUUUUUAAGAAUGCUACUAAAGCCAUUUUGGAAGGUGUUAGAUUAAGAAUUAUUUAAUUGAAAAACAAUUGCUCAUCCUAACUUUUAAGAUUUGGAUAACAUUUACAAAACUGCCUUGAGAUGAAUUAACUAUUUAAAUUCAAAGGAAAUAAAUAAGUUGAUUUUUUCAAGUAUUAUGAACAAGUUGAAAAUCUUACUACAUAAUAAAUACUUUAGAAGCUAAAUAUAUAAUUAUGA